GUCACUCAACUAAUUAAAAAUUCAUGGGUGUGUAGAGGGUUUGGUUUAAAAUGCUCUCAAGAUUUGUGGCGAACUUUUGCUACAGGAGAUCCAUAAAACUAAUGUCUAGCGGUCCAGCAAGCCCAGUUAAAGACUUAUACAGUCAAAGAACACCUUAUGAGAGUCAAAUUUUGUCUGAGGAGAGCCUAGUGUCUAAGGAUGACCCCCUGGCUGUAUUUCACUCUUGGUUCCUAGCUGCUUCCCAAUGUACAGAAAUAAAGGAAGCCAAUGCAGUCUGUCUGGCCACCUGUUCUCUCUCAGGUCAACCAUCUUGUAGGAUGCUACUGAUGAAGCACUAUAGUGGCGAAGGCUUCAAAUUCUUUACCAACUAUCAGAGUCGUAAAGGUCAGGACUUGAGUGAGAACCCUAAUGCAAGCCUUCUCUUUUAUUGGGCUCCUCUUCACAGGCAGGUGAGGAUAGAGGGAGUCGUUUCGAAACUAGCUGAAGACGAAUCAGCUGUAUAUUUCAACUCUAGACCCAUCUCAAGUCAAAUCAGUGCCGUAGUUAGUCAGCAGAGCUCAGAAGUUAACUCUAGGGCUGAAUUGGAAGAAGAACAUCAAAAAAUUACAGAGAAAUGCGAGAAGGGAAUCCCUCUGUCUAAGCCUGAGGAUUGGGGAGGGUUUGUCCUAGUGCCAAAUUAUUAUGAGUUUUGGCAGGGACACAGUAACAGACUUCAUGACAGGAUCUGCUUCAAGAGAAGAGGAGAGAUUUGGAAGCUUGCAAGACUAGCUCCGUAGAAUUGAACUAAUGCAUGCAUUCAUUUCAAUCUCAUUUUAGUGUAAAGAAUUGAGCAUGAGCUAAGUUAAUUUGGGUGGAGCUCAUUGGUUUUUGCUAAUCAUAUUUUCAGCAUUA
This is a messenger RNA of Amphimedon queenslandica, 891 nucleotides long. Its product is annotated as pyridoxine-5'-phosphate oxidase-like. Bases 51 to 776 code for a protein of 241 amino acids. The transcript has a single exon. Lineage: Eukaryota; Metazoa; Porifera; Demospongiae; Haplosclerida; Niphatidae. Gene Ontology annotation, molecular function: FMN binding; pyridoxamine phosphate oxidase activity. Gene Ontology annotation, biological process: pyridoxal 5'-phosphate biosynthetic process; pyridoxine biosynthetic process. The record is from RefSeq and is a predicted model, not a curated record.